Messenger RNA from Trichoderma aggressivum f. europaeum, 396 nucleotides. RefSeq lists its product as uncharacterized. NCBI's taxonomy places the organism in Eukaryota, Fungi, Ascomycota, Sordariomycetes, Hypocreales, Hypocreaceae. The record is from RefSeq and is a predicted model, not a curated record. The transcript is spliced from 4 exons. Bases 1 to 396 code for a protein of 131 amino acids.
AUGUAUGCCUCCAUCAUCUUUUAUGCCCUCGUCGCCCUGAAUGGCGCCAUGGCGUCUCCGGUUCAAGGGCCCGAAGUUGAGCCACGAGCCAUUGAGCGUCGUGUUCCCAGUAUGGGAGACAUACCGUUUCCGAAGUUCCCGGCUCGUAACAAGAACAGCAACAAGAUGGAUAAAGGUGGCAGCGAUUGUAGUGGCUCGGGCACGAACACUCAGGUAAAUGCCUGCUCUGCAGGUAGCCCAUACUGUUGUAGCAGCGACGGCAGCGGUGGCCAAACUUGUUCCAACACCACUGCUUGCACUGAAACGAUUAUUUGCUGCAACAACAACAAUGGCUUCCAAAUUUGCAUUGGCGACCUCGACUUCAACGUACCGAUCACCAUCAAUGUCUAUGAGUAA